UCUGUUUACAACAAUGAACAAAAUGUCAAAAUAAAUUGAAUGGAGUAAAAAACUGUAGCCACCGGAUUUUGGAAUUGAUAGUGAGCGAGUUGAAUAGCGUUAUAAAUAAUCUUUAAUAUUCGUAGAAAUCCUUGGUGAGAACUGUAAAGUAAUAUUAUAUUUAGAAUUAAAUCAUUAGUUUAAAUUACGUGUUAAUAUUAUUUGUGUUGUAUUAAGCCUGUGACAAUAGUUGAAAUUUAACACUAUCACUAGUAUAUAGUUGAUUGAAGUCAGUCGCUGGGUGCAAAAAGAAAAUGGCGUGUGCUACUCUCAAAAGAAAUUUGGACUGGGAAUCGAUGGCACAAUUGCCUGCUAAAAGGCGAAGAUGUGCCCCGUUUGCAGCAAGUUCCAGCACAAGCCCAGGAAUCAAAAUGACUGAAAAUAGACCUUCCACUUUUGGAGAAUCAGUUACUGCACCUGUAAAAUUGACCCCAGAACGUAUGGCACAAGAGAUAUGCGAUGAAAUUAAGCGGCUGCAGCGGCGCCGCCAGUUGCGCCUCGCCAGUGGCGCGGCCGCUUCGUGUUCGUCGUCCAGCGGCAGCGAGGGAGACUCCUCGCCGCCGCAUCGCUCGUCGCACAACUCUCAGAAGGUUCACAAUCGUGCACUGUUCACAUUCAAGCAGGUCCGCAUGAUCUGCGAGAGGAUGCUGCGCGAACAAGAGGCCGCGCUCCGAGCGGAGUAUGAGAGCGCGCUCAGCACUAAACUCGCUGAACAGUAUGAGGCUUUCGUCCGCUUCAACUUAGAUCAGGUACAACGCCGUCCCCCACCCGCCACGUGCAUGCCGCUCGGUAUGGACGCCGAGCAUCAUAUGCAUCAGGAUCUCGUCCCAAGUUAUCUGUCCUAAUAAUAACAAAGGAGUCGGCGGCGCGGCGUUACUAAUAUGCUGCAAAUAUAUCAAGACAAACAUAUUUUGGUAUAUGUGAAUAUUAUAUGCGGGAAUAUAGAGUAUCCUAUAAAUUGAAAAUUUGUGAUUGCUUGUGGAAUUCAUCUAUGCAACCGUACAAUAUUUAUUAAUCUGGAGACAUACUAUAUGAUUCUAUUUAGUGCUAUUUCAUACAAAUUUGACAGUAUUAUGACAUACCAUGUUCAACUUGACUUCUAAAAAUGAUAAUAUACAAACAAUGAUUAAUCAGCAAUUGUCUUAGAUGAAUUCCACGGUGUGUUCAUGCCACAUACACAUAAUUUAGCUUAUAAUGCUUUAGAUAAGGUUCGCUGGUGUUCAUAGACUGAGGAUCCACAGACAUGGAGUGAAGCGUCGGCUUCCAUGUGCCGCAGUUUGGUUUCGCGUUGGUCUACCAAAUAAAUGUACACACAACAUAAUACAAAGCCAAUUUUUGGUAGAAGGUUUUUUUAAAUAUUUUCUAAAAGAUAACAUUUGUAAACCUGUAGUUUACUUAGAUCUAACACAAAAUCACACGGAGUGCCUGUUAAGAGAUCAAUGUCCUCAAACAUUUUUGCUAUUAGCCAUAAUUUUGAUUGAUAUGGAUUAUAUUUAAUUUUACGAAUUAUAUAGUUCUAGUUCUUAAAUUAUGUUUUUUCUUCUUGUCCGACUCGCAUGCCGUGGUCGGUAUGUGUAGUUUCAUAAUGACAAGUGGCCUCGUGUAUCAGACAGUUUUGAUUUAUCUGUGAAUGUGAAGGAGGCUGGAUCACACCUGAUUUUUGAAAUAUUUUGUGGCGUAAAUGGCUGGAGUAACAAAAUUUUUGCCAUAAGUGUAUAGUAACUAUUAAUAAUUAUUAUUAAAUUAUAUUAUUUAACAUUUUCACGUAUGUAGGUUCUAUUGCUGAUUUCAGUAAUAUUGUAUAAAUUAUUUACAGUUCAUUUUAAAUCAAUACUUACUAUUGAUUUAAAAUUAACCGGAAAUGCCUCUAAACUAUAGGAGAUUUUAACAGAAAUAUGAUGUUGUUGUCCCAUUUUUAAUUACGGUUUAUUUGGAUAUUUUUUUAUUUAUUUUUAUAAAACUCAUAGAAAUAAAUUUUUGAUGUAUGCACCCCCUUAAAAUCGUUGAUAGCAUGAAGUUGCACCAGUUACUAAACACCUUAAAUUCAACUUCAAAAAACCAGGGCAUCCUGCCAUCUUAACUUUCACGAGUUUCUAGUUGUUUAAUUUAUAUUGUAUUCAUGUUUAUGGUAACAACUUAUUCAAAUAAAAACUGAAAUUCUUUAAAACUAACUCACUGAUACAUACAAAAUAGGCUCAUUAGGAAAUUACUGAUUAGCUUUAUUUGAAUUUUAAGUUAUUUGUCUCAGUAAUGUAUUGAUUUUGUGUCAUUAUAUUGGCACUAAGAGAGCGUUAUUGAGAGUUGUUUUCUAUUCUUGUUUAGAUAUAAACUUUUUAUUGAAUACGGAAGGAUAUAAUUUGUUACCAAGCAUUAUUCAAUAAAAAAUAGGAUAGAUUUUUUUAAAUUGUAUUAUCAGCUCAUUAUUGUAGGUUAUUGGCGUUUAAGAACUGAAAAUAAAUUAGCUAAACACCUAAAUUGCUUUUUUCUUUUAAUUAUACUA
Messenger RNA from Diatraea saccharalis (sugarcane borer), 2539 nucleotides. The record is from the annotation of a GenBank genome assembly. Lineage: Eukaryota; Metazoa; Arthropoda; Insecta; Lepidoptera; Crambidae.